GUCGUGUGCUUGCGUGUUAUUAUACAGUAUGCCCGAGCUGCCGGAGCUGCACAUGGCAAGUUCCUUUGUGAACGCCGUCGGAAGGCAACACGUAUUCACUGGUAAAGUUUGCAAAUCGGAUGUUCACAGGAGUGAAGACCUCGCGUUUUCUUGUCCUCGCUACACCAUCACCAGCCAAGUGAGAGGCAAGGAAAUGAGCCUGAUUCUCACACCGCAGUCUACUAGCCGCCAAAGCGUUCGACUUUUGUUUCACAUGGGAAUGUCCGGGCAGUUUCAGUUCACGAAAUCGGACGAGCUGCACAAGCACGCUCAUUUGACAUUCUUUACAUUGCAGAAGCCUGUUAUGGCGCUGAGUUUUGUAGACGUCCGUCGGUUUGGGGGAUGGCAAGUUAAAGAAGGAUGGGGAGAUGACAGGGGACCUGAUCCUGUUGAUGAACACAAAGAAUUCAGGAAGAACAUUGAGGAGAACCUUGAGAAAUCUGUUUUCAACAAACCGAUUUGCGAAGUCAUGAUGGAUCAGAAAUACUUUAACGGCAUUGGCAAUUAUCUAAGAGCAGAAAUCUUGUUCAGGGCCAAUGUUCGACCUUUUGAAUGUGCACGAUCAGUACUCGAGUCUUUGUUUGGAAAUUCACAUGACAAGGAAGCACCAAAGAAGCAGUUGUGUAGGAAGAGAGCAACUGGAAAAGUGCAGAGGAGAAAACGUUUACAUGAAGCAGCAGAUUGUGAUUUUUUGCAGUUAUGCCAAGCUGUUCCACUAGAAGUCAUGGCUCUAGCAACCACACCUAGAGAUCGCACUGCAAGACUCCCAGAUGGACUCUUUCCUGAUCCAUUUGUAGGAACAGGCUACAACUCAUCUAACAAAGAAUUGAUUGCCGCAUUUGAAUCAUGGCUGAAAUGUUACUACAAACCUGGAAUGAAAAAUUUGAUUGAUCAUAGCGGUCGUACAGUAUGGUUCAAGGGUGAUCCGGGUCCUCUUGCUCCCAAAGCUCAGAAGUCUAGAGGUCGAAGGAAGAGGAAGUUGGAUAACGAUCAAAAGAUAAAAACUGAAGUGUCAAAGGCAGACAGUGAGGAAGAACUAAAGAAGCUUACAAAAACAGCAAAACGGGUUCGGAGAAAGUAGCUAAAGUUGUAUAUUUCAAACGCAGUAAGUUCACAGAGAAACAGAUUUAGUUAAGUUAAAAUUCUUCUUUAUUGAAGAGUUUAAAGAUUUUUUCGGUUGGUGGUUACCAGUAAAUUGGCAGUUGUAUGAUGGCUGCCAGCCAACAAGGCCGCGGCUCUCUAUAAAGAGCAAAUUACAUUAUGACAUCUGAUUGUAGUGACAUGAAGAACUAAGCAAGCUUUGUAGGAGUUAACAAAUUCAUCUGAAAAAUAUGUUUGCUCUGUAACAUGUGCAACUGCUAGCCGUUCUUGUUAUGCAGUAAACAACGGGUAGAUUUGGUUAUCAAGCACUUGUUUCUUUCCUACACAAUAUGCUUUGCAGC
Messenger RNA from Corticium candelabrum, 1481 nucleotides. Its product is annotated as endonuclease 8-like 1. Bases 29 to 1120 code for a protein of 363 amino acids. Gene Ontology annotation, cellular component: nucleus. Gene Ontology annotation, biological process: base-excision repair. The transcript has 7 exons. Lineage: Eukaryota; Metazoa; Porifera; Homoscleromorpha; Homosclerophorida; Plakinidae. Gene Ontology annotation, molecular function: DNA N-glycosylase activity; zinc ion binding; DNA-(apurinic or apyrimidinic site) endonuclease activity. The record is from RefSeq and is a predicted model, not a curated record.